AUGAACGCAGAUCUCUCGGAGCGAUUCCAAGGUGGCCGUUCCCCCAACACUCGCCAAGUAUUGACCAGCGCGUUGGACGAUGGUCUCGAUCUUACAUUGAACGUUGACAUCCGGGCAUAUGUUCAGAAACAAGAACAGAUCAAACCGUCUUCUGAUAAAGACGCCUGGCUUUCUCAACCCGAAAUCCCUACAAACAACGAGCUGAGGGUGGCCGAAGCCUCUUUCACUCCCAACAAAAUUGUCGGCCCUUACAAGAGUAAAGACAAAUAUCUCCGGACGCAUUAUACUUUGCUCCGAGAGGACGCCACCGGAUCUUUAAGAGACGCCCUGCACGAUUUCAAAGAGAACCCCGCAACCGCCGAUACGAAGAAAUUCUCGGUAUACGACCAGGUUCACAUCACGGGCUACACCUUCUCAAGAAAAGGCCUUGCAGCGCGCAUCCAAUUCUCGACAAAUCGAGCCGGCAAACGAAUCUCAUGGGAAACCAGCAAACGCCUUGUGUCGGGCAGUCUUGUCGCGCUGGUCAAGGCCAAAGACAAACUCAAUGACCUGAAAGAAUUGGUAGUCGCUGUUGUUGGCGCAAGGCCUCUUGCUGGGGUUCUAUGCCAGCCUCCCGAAAUUGACAUCUAUUUCAAUAGCCCUGAGAACAUUCAAAUCGACCCGCAAGAAGAAUGGCUUAUGAUCGAGGCAAAGCAGGGGUAUUUCGAGGCCUACAGGCACACAUUGAGGAGCUUACAGAAGCUCAGUCAAGAGACAUUCCCCUUGUCCAAUGAAAUAUGCCGACUAUCCUCUGCAGUUGAACCCCCGAAUUAUAUUCAGGAGAGUCCGAUUCUUGAUCUUGGGGCCGCGGUCAAUCCCGACAAAAAGGAAGAGUAUUCUACGGUGGACGUAACAAAACCGUGGCCCCCUGCUCCCAAGGAGACGCUCGAUGCUACGCAGUGGGAAGCUUUACAAGAAAUCAUCACCAAGCGUCUCGCCGUCAUUCAGGGCCCUCCCGGCACUGGCAAGACCUAUGUAAGUAAAAUUGCGGUGGAGAUUCUUCGGGCAAAUCGAAAGGCAAACGACCCACCUAUCAUCAUCGCCGCGCAAACGAAUCACGCUCUCGACCAGCUCCUUGGACACAUUUCUCAAUUCGAGCCCAAUUACAUUCGUCUCGGGGGAAGAAGCACCAACGCCGAAGUCAAAAAACGUGCUCUGUUCGAAUUGCGACAGAAGGAGAGAAUCAAGCAGAUCCCCGGCGGCCUCCUUGGUCGAUCCAUCAGUCUCCGAGUCAAGCAAUCCAAAGCUAUGACCGCUAUUUUGGAGCCAUUGGUCUCGCCUGGUGAUGAUCCUUUCUCUACCGACCGGGUUUCGGGGCCUCAAACACUCCUGCAAUUGGGGGUUUUGAACACCAAGCAGGCCAAAUCUCUCGAAGACGGGGCUUCUCAGUGGGUGUCGACCAGCAAUACCGGGACGGGACCAAUACAACUUUGGCUCGGGCGAGCAAUCUUGCCCUUCGAAGUGAAAUACCGUCACGACAGCUACGGCUUCAAAGAGGUUGAAGAGAACGACCUGGAAUUCGAGCAAUUAAGAGAAAAUGAAGGGUUGAGUGGUGUGAACGACGAAGAAGACAUUGAAAUGCUCAGAGGCCCUUGGAUCGGCCUUGAAGAGAAAUUUACCGUCCAAUCACCCUCGACUGGUGAUCUUGCUAGGGCCUCUAAACUGCUCGAGACCACGUCAGACUUGUGGAGGGUCCCUGAUUAUCUUCGUGGGCCCAUGUUCUCCAUUUUCCAGUCCAGAGCGAAAGCAGCCAUGGCAGAAAGAUUUCGGGAGGCGGCCAAAGCCUACAACAACAUCAUCAAAGACAAUCUGGUGGGCAAAUGGGAACAAGAUGCAAUCUACCUUCAACGAGCGACAAUCAUCGGCAUGACCACCACCGGAUUGAGCAAAUACCGGCCAUUAGUCUCGGCCCUGAAGCCCAAAAUCAUUCUUAUCGAAGAGGCUGCAGAGGUUUUGGAAGCUUCGGUGACGGUCGCUUGUAUGGAAUCUCUAGAACACCUUAUCCUGGUCGGUGAUCACCAACAACUUCAAGGUCACUGCAGCGUUCAGGAACUGGAGGGUGAACCAUUCAACCUAAAUGUUUCCUUGUUCGAAAGACUGGUCCGGAACAACAUGCCUUACAGAACUCUGCUUCUUCAACGUCGAAUGGAGCCAGAAAUCCGCCGACUCCUUACGGAUCUAUACGCUGAUUUAAGGGACCACGUCAGCGUCCUUCGGCGUGAAGUCGGAUCGUGGGGAAUGGGAAACAUCAAAUCCUUCUUCUUUGACCAUCAAUGGUCAGAGUACCAAGAUGAGUUGCUAUCGACAUACAAUGAGGAAGAAGCCAAGUUCAUCGCUGGCUUCUACCGUCAUUUGUACAAGAAUGGAAUUAGCCCUGAGGCCAUUACUGUAUUAACCUUCUACAAUGGUCAACGAAAACAAAUCCUCAGAGAAUUGAAGGCAUAUCCGGACCUCCAAAAUUUCUAUGCCAAGGUCAAAACAGUUGACGGAUAUCAAGGCGAAGAAAACGAUGUUGUCAUUCUCUCUUUGGUUCGAAGCAAUCCCGAUGGGAAAAUCGGGUUUCUGGCCAAUGUCAACAGAGUGUGUGUCGCAUUGAGUCGUGCGAAAUAUGGUUUCUAUUUAUUUGGAAACUCGCGCCUCCUUAUGGCCGGCAGUACUCUCUGGUACAAUGUCAUCACCAAAUUGAGUUCGAACCCCAAACGCCUGGGAACGACUGGCACGGGACAGAGGGCGGCUGUGCGACGCCUUGUGAUACGGCUCUGUCUUGCGGACAUCUGUGUCCUCUUCGGUGCCACCCAUAUUCGCACGAAAGGGUUCAAUGUCCCGAAGAUUGCCAGGAAACUCUGCCCUGCGGUCACGGAUGCAAUCACAAAUGCUCUCGGCCAUGCUUUUGCCCUUGCGAGGAAUUUGCAAAGUUCAAUCACUCUGAAAAUAUGA
Molecule: messenger RNA, 2976 nt
Organism: Rhinocladiella mackenziei CBS 650.93
Lineage: Eukaryota; Fungi; Ascomycota; Eurotiomycetes; Chaetothyriales; Herpotrichiellaceae
Exons: 5
Coding region: 1-2976 (991 amino acids)
Biological process (GO): regulatory ncRNA-mediated heterochromatin formation
Cellular component (GO): nuclear RNA-directed RNA polymerase complex
Molecular function (GO): helicase activity
Source: RefSeq, a predicted model, not a curated record